CCUUUCCCCUGGUUGGCUAACUCAGAGCUACAGAAGUUAAAUUAGGCUUUUGAUCUUGACCACAAUAAUUUGGGCCAGCCCCCCUUUGCUUACAAAUAGACCAUGGAGUUCUGGUAACAUCUUAGGAGGGCUUUAAAAAAAGGAACAGCUGGCACAAGGGGUCAGCACAACUGACCAGACAAAGUACAAGUGGGAGGGGAGUAAAUCAUUAGCUCGAGAUAGGCCUUGAACCAGAUCACUGCAGCAGAUGUAGACUUAGCAAUUCCCUCUUGCUCCAAAGCGAACUUUGCUCCUGUAAUAUCUGGCAGCUGAUGCAACGAUAAGAGAAUGAAGUCUAUAAAAAUGUAGCUGACAGUCUGGGAAGUCCUGACUGGAGCUCUUUGUGCCUGCUCUGCCCACGGCUGCUCCAAGUGACAGCUCCUGCUGGGAAGAUGCACUGGUGGAAAGUGAUGGCAGCCCUUCUGCUCUGCUCGCUGCUGCUCAGCCAGAGCCACGGCGUGUCCCUGUCCCCGAGGCAGCCCCAGCCCCAGCCCCGCAGCGCCCGGCAGCGGCGGAUGACGCCCUUCUGGAGAGGAGUGUCCCUGAGACCCAUCGGGGCCUCGUGCAGGGACAACAGCGAGUGCCUCACCAUGCUCUGCAGGAAAAACCGCUGCCUCCUCUCCACGGCCUCAGCGUGAGCUGGCACCAAGCACAGCCUGCACUGUUACUGCUGACCAUGCUCCAUGCACUUGGGAUGUAUUUAUUGACUGCUCAGGAGCUGCAAGAGCCUCAAGCAAGCAGAGUAUUUGAUAUUUCUGUCACAUGUGCUGAUGAAAGGACUUUAAGAAGCUUGAGAGCAUCUCCAUCCCAACCACGCCUCUGGAGGCCUCUGGUCAAGCUCAAUAAAAGGACUCUGCAUCUCC
This is a messenger RNA of Melospiza melodia melodia, 902 nucleotides long. RefSeq names its product liver enriched antimicrobial peptide 2 (gene LEAP2). NCBI's taxonomy places the organism in Eukaryota, Metazoa, Chordata, Aves, Passeriformes, Passerellidae. The record is from RefSeq and is a predicted model, not a curated record. Gene Ontology annotation, biological process: defense response to bacterium; antimicrobial humoral immune response mediated by antimicrobial peptide. The transcript is spliced from 3 exons. The coding region runs from base 432 to 677 and encodes 81 amino acids.